ACUCGCGUUAACGCAAAAGAUAGCACAACUACAUGUUCACUACAUUCAAGGAUAUACGAUCAACUUUAUUUUGACAGUUCGUGAGCUACGUACAACGCAUAGAAUAAGCAUUGUGUUUGCAUUUAAAGCCUACAUUUCUCAUAUUUUUCGGCCGAGCACAAAAGUGAAAUCCAUAAUUCACGAAAAAAAGACGCAAUGGCCUUAUGGGUGGACAAGCAUCGCCCACGUGAAUUAUCCCGUUUGGAUUAUCAUAAAGAUCAAGCGGAAAAUUUGCGCAAUUUGUGUCAGCAGGGAGAUUUUCCUCAUCUUAUGUUUUAUGGGCCAUCAGGUGCUGGUAAAAAGACAAGAAUUAUGUGCCUUCUAAGAGAACUAUAUGGAGCAGGCGCAGAGCGUCUUCGAAAUGAAAUUAUGACCUUUACUACGGCCUCCAAUCGUAAAAUUGCCAUUAUGACUAUGGGCAGUAAUUAUCACUUAGAAGUUAAUCCGUCCGACGCUGGGAUUUACGAUCGUGUAGUUAUAAUCGAUUUGAUUAAACAAGUGGCCCAAGUGCAUCAAAUAGAACUCAAUGGUCAAAGAGAGUUUAGAGUAAUUGUCUUGUCCGAAGUCGAUGAACUAACCAAAGAUGCUCAACAUGCUUUACGUCGCACCAUGGAGAAGUAUGUAGCCACUUGUCGUAUUAUUUUGUCUGUAAAUUCAACCUCGAGGGUUAUACCGGCUAUAAGGUCCAGAUGCUUGGGUAUACGUGUAGCUGCCCCGAGACCUUACGAAAUGAUGACAAUUUUACAGAAUAUUAGCAAAAAAGAGGGUAUAGUGUUGCCUAGUGAAUUAGCCAAGCGUAUAGUUCAAAAAUCAGAGCGAAAUUUACGUUUAGCCAUACUUAUGCUUGAAACUUGUAAAGUGCAACAGUAUCCGUUUACUGUUCAACAGGAAAUAACUGGCCUCGAUUGGAAGACUUAUUUGCAUGAAACAGCUAAUCAAAUUAUAACGGAGCAAACACCUGCUAAAUUGGAAAAAAUCAGGGAUCGUUUGUAUGAGCUUUUGGCCCAGGGUGUGCCGCCGGAAGUAAUUUUUCAAGGUUUGGCGAAAGAUCUGGUAUGCAAUUCUGAUAUGAGCAUUAAAGCAAAGGUAUUAGAGUACGCCAGCCUGUAUGAGCACCGCAUGCAAAAUGGGUCCAAAUAUAUUUUCCAUUUAGAAGCGUUCGUUGCACAUUUUAUGAAUAUUUACAAGAAAUUUUUAGCUGAUUCGAUGAUAAUGGACGAAUUUUAGCUCAGCAAAUAUAUGAAAUUUUCAAAUUUUAUACGAAAAUAAUUAUCUAUACACUUAUAAAAAACGACGUGCGUAAAUUACAGAUUUAUUUUUCUCUUGCUCAUUUUACUAUUGAAAAUCUAAUUUCAUUUUAUCUUUAUUUGCUAUGUAGGUAGUAAUUCUUCUUCUAACCUCGACAAUGCUUUUUCACUGUAUGCAACAGCAAAUCCAAAACAACUACUACGCAUUUUUGAAUUAGAAACACACUUAUUAUCUUGUAGUUGUUUUUGCAGCAGAUUUAGAGCCACGGUUCCACGGUUAAUUUCUUUAAUUUCCAAUCUCACGUGUUGUCGACAUUAACUGAUAUCCGUCAGUAUUAUUUUUGGAACUGUGUGUAAGUCGUAACCAUCUCGUACAAUGGACUUGGAAUCCCCAAGCUAAUGCAUUUAAACACUUUAACAGGCCCUAAAAAGGUUUUUGUACAUGUUUUUUGUACAACUUGGUUUCGCAUGGUAAAAAUAAUAACACGAUCUAAAUUGGCAUGUUGCACAAACAGUUUUUCGUUACAACCCAGCAGCUAGUCUGAAUUGAUGAGAGCACACAUCGAGUUAUUGAGUAGGCGGAUGUAUUAUAUUGAUUGAUGCAAAACAAUUGCCCAUUAAAGAUAAAUUUAUCCGAACAUGAGAUUAUCGCCUUCAGCUAUUUUAAAAUUGUCAGUAAACAAAAUUAAAGCUGAAUAAGCCUUUUGUGUUCAGAAAAAGCUGCACUAAGAUAGUUGCCGUGCAUUUCCUGCCAACGAAACAUCUGCAACCUGAUCUAACGGACAAUUGCCAAGGAUAUGAUUUUAAUAUAACGUCUUUUACAAUUAUAGACGUAAGACACCACUCAACACAUGCAAAGUUAACACAGGUAAACAGUGUGUUCUCAAAGUUUCCAAUACUUCUAUAACACCGAUAAAGACAAUUAACUGCAAGUUUUAUAUAGCAUUGUCGAAUAACAUCGAGAGUCCGACUUCGCUACUGAAAAACUUUUAUUGUGCGUAUGCAUGCGCAAGCUCUUGUGUACACUUUAACAUAUGCAAAUUGUCUAAGUUUAACAAAAUUUAGCAUAAAUACCUAAUUGAAUGAAGUUUCUAACCUAUUAUCACCAAAAAUUCAAAGAGUGACAAAUACUUGGCAGCAUCCUUGACAAGGAAAUCAGAUGUUAAUUUGGACUUCUCAAGUUGAUAAUAGACUAUUUUCUCUGGGAGCACCAUUUCUAUAUGGGUGAAUGUGUUAACCAAAUUCUGAGAAGAUUUGCUCAAGGUUUCGGUUUCUGCAAAAUAUUGGCAUGUUAUGUUUAUUUCCGCGUCAUCGUCUGCCAACAUUGAAU
Messenger RNA from Glossina fuscipes, 2616 nucleotides. It is a transcript of the gene RfC38, whose product is annotated as replication factor C subunit 3. The coding region runs from base 196 to 1266 and encodes 356 amino acids. The transcript has 2 exons. The record is from RefSeq and is a predicted model, not a curated record. Gene Ontology annotation, biological process: DNA repair; DNA-templated DNA replication. Gene Ontology annotation, molecular function: DNA clamp loader activity; DNA binding; ATP hydrolysis activity. Gene Ontology annotation, cellular component: DNA replication factor C complex; nucleus. NCBI's taxonomy places the organism in Eukaryota, Metazoa, Arthropoda, Insecta, Diptera, Glossinidae.